Messenger RNA from Australozyma saopauloensis, 1794 nucleotides. RefSeq lists its product as uncharacterized. Lineage: Eukaryota; Fungi; Ascomycota; Pichiomycetes; Serinales; Metschnikowiaceae. The coding region runs from base 1 to 1794 and encodes 597 amino acids. The record is from RefSeq and is a predicted model, not a curated record. The transcript has a single exon.
AUGUCUGAAACACCUCUGUCUCAAUCAGCGAAAAUGAGCUUGAAAGAUUAUUUGAAAAUGAAAAAUUCUGAGGAUCUUACUGAAGCGUGCGAAUCACUUGGUUACAUUAGCAAAACCAUUCAUGGAAACAUGAAGAUGUACACUGUUGAGGAGUUUUUCUCAUGUGAACUUGAAUACUCUUCUAUUUUGGAAUACUUGCAGGGAGAAUUGGAUAAUUUUGAACCAAAAUUCCAAAACCCAAGUGAUGUAGCAAAAAAAGCUUCUCAUCUGUUAUUGACAGCAAAACGAAAAGAAUUCGAACAGAUCGUCAAGAACCAUCAGAAUCUUUCGAUAGGAAGAAGAAACUGCGCAGCUAGCAAUAUUUUCAAAUAUUCUGAAGUCUUGAAAUCAACUGAACAUCAUCGAAUUCAAUUGAUGGAUGUAAACUUGGACAGCACGAGUUUCAUUGACGAGAGACAAAGAAGCGCCGGAAACCCCAACUUCGAGAGCUCCCAAUCAAAUGAGAAACGGAGAGAUUUUAGAAGGGCAUUGAAUGAAGAGGACGCGAUGGCCCAUAAAUCCAUAACUGCGCUUUUUAAGAAGCUCGAUAUUAUCUGUUUAUCGAGCUUGAACCAAGUUAUGGAGAAGCAUUGCAAUACUUCCAAAUUCUUGUUGGAGAUUGUAAGGGAUGCCAGAACAAAAAGGUUGGCCACAACAAGUCCUCUCAUCUCCGAAAUUGUAGAGAAGUGGAAAUGGGAAACCAUCGCAGUUGCCUACGAGUUGUAUGCCUCCGAGACGCCUGCGGCCUACAAAUCUUCGACAAUUUUGUAUUACAUCAUUGGUUUUGUCAACUUUGCACGAAUGUUUGGACCUGGCGCUUUAUCAUGGGUUUAUUAUUUCUUUCAUUAUAACCGGUGCUGUCGGGCAGCUAUAUUUUUGGAGAAGCUCCUUGUUGAAGUUGAGCCAUACAAAAGCGAGGCGUUUUCUGAAUUCAAUGUUCAGAACUAUACUUCUAUGGCAUUGUGCGAAAACACUGAACAUUCAAAGCUAUCCACAGAGGUCUUGGAUAAGCUACUUGACUCUGAUGUGAAAACAUAUAAUGACUUUGUGGCCCCUGAUCUUUCUCAGCGGGAAAUCGCGUUUGAGAGGAUCCAGAAAGAAUCUAAUAAGAUGAAAGCUGUUUCCACUAAAUUUGAGAGGGAUAUCAUAGAGUCAAAAAUUUCGAGCAGCAACUCUUGGAAUAUGCUGGUCUGGAAUUUUGAUUUAUCCGUCGAACCUCAUGCAACAAUCAUGCAGAGUCAAAUUGAUAGGUUGAUCUCCCUGAAUAAGCAAAUUGGCUGCAAUCGUUUUUCAGAAAAAAGUUUGCAAAUGCCUGAAUUCUGUAGCCAUCUCGAAUUUGUUCGUUGGCAAAACAGCGAGGUACCCAGGCAAUUGUUGAGGUUCAAAGUAAACUUCAUCCAUCGACGCGACGCUAUCUCACUGAAUCUCCGCCAUCAAUAUGUUCUGGAGUAUAUUCGGUGUCGAGCUGCAGCUGUCAUGGAUUUUUGUUCGAGGAUAGUUUUGUGGCUGUAUCCCAUCUUCUCCGGUGUGUUACAGAAGGCAAACGAGAUAAAGAAAAAGACAAAUCCUAGUGAGAUUGAGUGUCUUCGCCUCGAGUUCUCCAAGAGUUCUGCCCCCUUCUUUUCUUGGCUGAUUAUCAUUUUUGGGGGAACAUUCUGCCUUGCUUUAAUUGUUAGUAAGGGGGUAAUGUUUGUUAGAACCUGUAUUCCCUGGUUCAGGAGGUACUGGAGACAUGAGCCUCUUUUGCCACAAUAA